UCGAAGGUGAUGAAACCUUCCCGCUGGUUAUCCUGAUUAUGUUUGGUCUGUGUUAUUGUUGUUGACGGUUGGGUCUUCGUCUGGUGACUUCAACGUCGAAUUUCCCCUCGAAUCCACCAGUUAUGCCCGUUGAGGUUUGAAAGGAUGGAAGUGAACAUACCCGAGAAGGUGCUCAAGUACGAGACCUUCCUCAACGACGUCUUAAAAGAGGAGCUGAAAAAGAUCCACACCAGGUUGGACGUUCUGCAGACCGAGGCUGCCGACCUGGUCCAGCUAAAGUGCUACAUCGAGACGCUCAAAGACGCCGAGCUGACGGAAGAGCCGCUCAAGAGCCAGGUGGACAUCGGAUGCGGUUUCUUCCUCCAGGCAAACAUAGAUGACCCAAAGAAAAUCCUGGUCGAACUCGGCUGCGGAUACUACGUCGAGUUCAGUCUCGACGAGGCGUUGGUGAACAUUCGCAGCAGACUCGACUUGCUCGACAAGCAGACCCAAGUGUACAGGGGCCAGAGUGCCAACACCAAGGCGCACAUUAAAAUGGUUCUCCUUGGUUUAAUGGAGCUACAGAAUCUAAAAUGAUGUCUUUCUUUUUUGUUGUUAUUAAAUAAAUUUCUUUAUUAAAUA
Messenger RNA from Cimex lectularius (bed bug), 621 nucleotides. RefSeq names its product protein UXT homolog (gene Uxt). The record is from RefSeq and is a predicted model, not a curated record. The transcript has a single exon. Gene Ontology annotation, biological process: negative regulation of transcription by RNA polymerase II. Gene Ontology annotation, molecular function: transcription corepressor activity. Bases 145 to 576 code for a protein of 143 amino acids. Lineage: Eukaryota; Metazoa; Arthropoda; Insecta; Hemiptera; Cimicidae.